CCACCGCCGGCGGGCGUGAAGUGCUGAAAACUUUACACCUAGGAGUGCAGAAGUAGCAUGGCAGUGACUCGAGUGGUGGCUAUAACGGGGUGCGACAGCGGGCUGGGCUGGGCGCUGGCUGCGCGGGCGGCGCGUGAGGGUCUCAUUACGGUGGCUGGCAUGUACGAUGGAACUGAAACCAAUGCUGCCAAAGCCCUGAAGGCCUUGUCAGCACAUCCCUGCGAGCUCGAUGUGACAAGUCCUGAAAGUGUCGUCGGCUUCAGGGAUUACGUCCAGCGACUACUGAAGGAUCACCCCAAUUAUCGACUGUACGCUGUAGUAAACAACGCCGGUAUAAUGACGAUAGGCGACUACGAGUGGCAGAGCACGGAAAUGAUAGAAAGAGUGGUGAACACCAACCUGCUGGGCACCAUGAGGGUCAUCUCCCAGUUCCUGCCAGACUUGAGGGUCUCCGCUUUGGAGGGUAGCGUGAAGCCUCGUAUAAUCAACGUGAGCAGUCACUGCGGGCUGCAGCCGCUGCCAGGGUUCGCUCCGUACAGCGCCAGCAAGGCGGGAGUGCUGGCGCUGACGCAGGCGCUGAGGAUGGAGCAGCGGCCCUAUGGACUCACUGCCGUGGCUUUUAUACCAGGUGGCUUUGUAGGUGCCAGCAAUUUGAUGGCGCUGCAAGCAAAGAGUAUUCGUUCAAUGCAAGAGCAUUUGAGCAAAGAACAAAAAACUUUUUAUGAGAGAACCAUGACCUCCUUAGCCGAUUAUCUACAGCCAGCAUCAGUUAAUAUGAACUUCGAUUGUCUGAAGGACGAAAACAUCAUUGAAACUUUCAUGAAGGCUAUGAACGAACAAUAUCCCCGUGAACUUUACAAAGUGGAGUCUUGGAGAUAUAGGUUCUACUACUCAUUGAUGAGACUCCCAUUGCCUGAAAGGUUUCGUUACUGGAUCAUUAAAAAAUUCAUUGCUUUCCCUGUGAUUUCCAACUAAUAAAUUAUUACAUUCAUUAAACCUGA
This is a messenger RNA of Plutella xylostella (diamondback moth), 1001 nucleotides long. RefSeq names its product SDR family oxidoreductase shroud (gene sro). The record is from RefSeq and is a predicted model, not a curated record. Lineage: Eukaryota; Metazoa; Arthropoda; Insecta; Lepidoptera; Plutellidae. Gene Ontology annotation, biological process: steroid metabolic process. Gene Ontology annotation, cellular component: intracellular membrane-bounded organelle. Gene Ontology annotation, molecular function: oxidoreductase activity.